Molecule: messenger RNA, 795 nt
Organism: Manis pentadactyla (Chinese pangolin)
Lineage: Eukaryota; Metazoa; Chordata; Mammalia; Pholidota; Manidae
Gene: MCEE
Product: methylmalonyl-CoA epimerase
Exons: 3
Coding region: 88-642 (184 amino acids)
Biological process (GO): L-methylmalonyl-CoA metabolic process
Cellular component (GO): mitochondrion
Molecular function (GO): methylmalonyl-CoA epimerase activity
Source: RefSeq, a predicted model, not a curated record
UGGCCUGGAGGCACCCCUCCUCCACCCCCGGCCGAACUCUCUCCCGCUCCCUGUUGCGCUUCAGGAUUUAGCCGGUCGCUUGCCAACAUGGCAUUCGUACUGAAGGCGGCGGCGGCGGCCGUGGCGGCGGCCUUGGCGGCGGCCGAGAGAGCCAUAGGGAUUUUUUCCAGACCUCAGACAACAGUUCCAAGAACUUUUUCUCCAUCACAGUCCUUGCAUCAAGUGGCAGGUCCUGUGUGGAACCUGGGUCGACUCAAUCAUGUAGCAGUAGCAGUGCCAGACCUGGAAAAGGCCAUGGCAUUUUAUAAGAACGUUCUGGGGGCCCAAGUAAGUGAGGCAGUCCCUCUUCCUGAACAUGGAGUAUCUGUUGGUUUUGUCAACCUGGGAAAUACCAAGUUGGAACUCCUUCAUCCACUGGGAAAGGACAGUCCGAUUGCAGGUUUCCUGCAAAGAAACAAGGCUGGAGGGAUGCAUCAUGUCUGCAUUGAGGUGGAUAAUAUAAAUGCAGCUAUCAUGGAUUUGAAGGAAAAAAAGAUCCGUAGUCUAAGUGAAGAAGCCAAAAUAGGAGCACAUGGAAAACCAGUGAUUUUUCUCCAUCCUAAAGAUUGUGGUGGAGUCCUUGUGGAAUUGGAGCAAGCUUGACUUAUGUUUCCAAGAAACUAAGUUAAUUGAUCUGAAAAAGCCUUAUCAAAAUGUACUUUGGCAUUGAGUCCUUUGCUUCUUCCAUCACUUUAAAGUUCAAAGUCAAAAAACUAAAUUACAGUGAGAUUUUUAAAUAUAUAUAUUUAAAAUGUG